Molecule: messenger RNA, 1293 nt
Organism: Gryllus bimaculatus (two-spotted cricket)
Lineage: Eukaryota; Metazoa; Arthropoda; Insecta; Orthoptera; Gryllidae
Source: the annotation of a GenBank genome assembly
AUGAACCGCAGGGCGUCGCGCGCGUGCGGGCCACAGCACCCGAGCGGCAUGUGUCUCUGCCUGCUGGGUUGGUGGGCGGAGGCGUUCGGAGGAGUGCUGUUCUCUCUCUUUGGAGAUCGUAUGGCUGUUUGGAAGCGGGUUGGAGGAGGUGGUGGUGUUGAGGGUGGUGUGGUCCCUUGGAGGAGGUGGUGUUUGGUUAUGGAGGUGCGUGUGGGAGGUAUCGGGUGGUGGUGUGGAGGAGGUGGUGUGGAUGGAGGGGGUGGGAGAGGUGGUGUUGUGAGGAGGUGGUGUGGAGGAGUGGUGUUGGAGGAGUGGUGUGGGAGGAGGCUGGUGUGGGAGGAGGUGGGUGUUGGAGGGGUGGUGUUGGAGGGUGGUGUUGAGGAGGUGGUGUUGGAGGAGGUGGUGGUUGGAUGAGGUGGUGUUGGAGGAGGUGGUCGUUGGAGGAGGUGUGUUCUGGGGAUGGUAGUGUGUGGAGGAGGUGGUGGAGGGGAUGUGGUGUUGUUUGUGUUGGUUGGUGUGUGGUUAUUUGUGUGUGUGGGAGGAGGUGGUGUUGAGGAGGUGGUGUUGGAUGGAUGGUGUUGGAGUGGAGGUGUUGUUGGAGUGAGAUUUUAUUUCUCUUAUCGUGGCUGCUUGUUUGUGAAACGGCGGUCCGCUGCUGGCUGCACGCGCCUGUUGCUGCUACCCGCUGCCGACCGCCGCUUGCUUGCUGUUUGCCUUGCCUGCCGUGGCGGGCGCACGUUCUUGUCUCGGCUUCUUGGGUUAAUUGCUGCGCCCGUGCCCGCCGCAGCCCUUUCAGAGGCCGACGCCCGUGUAAAAGGGCGCGUCGCCGACGCCGGCGCCUUCGCGUGGCCGAAGGUGGGAGGGGAGGGAGGAAGGUACUGAGACAAGCCGCACGCUUGCGAACUGUGCCACAAGAAAUUCGCGCUGGCCUGCAACCUGCGAGCGCACAUGAAGACGCACGAGGGUGGUGGAGGUUUUCUGAAGAAAGUAGCGGUGAAGGUGCAGGUGAAGGAAGAAGACUUCUUACUCUGUGAUGUUACGAGCAAGUUCUGGCUGAGAAAGGAAUCUGGAGCACUCGUCCUGCACAUGCUGGAGAGAUCCGCAAGCCGCAUACUUGCGAACGGAGAAGAUUGGCAGGAGUCGGCUGUGAAUACAAAGAGGUGUACACUCUUCAACAAGUCGAGACUUGCCCCCGCAACUCGGAACUCGUACAUCGAUUCUCCAACAGCUCGAGACGUCUCGACAAUCUUCGACGAGCUCCACAAGGGUCGGGCGUGCUCCGCGGGCGGAUAG